UUUCCGACAUGAUUAAAACAUCCGCGUGUACAUUUUGCCAAUUAAAUACAAGGCAUCGGCGCUUGCAUCCUACCAUUUAUCCACCGGUUCAUAUCCGCCAGUGUCGUGCACCGGUUUCGGACAGCGAAAUACCGCGUGCCUUCCCGGCUUGGAGAGCCUACAUACUGGCUCGGAACUUUCUUGCGCUUAAAACGCGAGCGUCCCGCAGUUUAUUCUGCAUUCAUCAUCAGUCGGUGAAAUGAAAACAUUCGCGACCCAGCCAGCGAAUCCGCUCUGUAGCCAGGAGCCCCGAUUACGUCAUCGGCGUGGGAUUACCUAAAUUUCCGCUUCGCCAGCUGCGGCAGAGGAAGGGAGACCACAAACGCUGUGGCCAGGGACCACCAGGUUCGGCUAGCGCUUGACGAUUGGGAAGAAUCACAGGAAAUUCCUCCCCAAACCCACAACCAACAUUAGAUCCGGCGCGCAGAUCUGUUUAGGUUUCAUGUAAUUGUGAAAGCUUCGCGUUCUUAAGCAAAUUUCGGUCGCAUUUGGCUCCUUUGAGCCUCGGAAAACUGUAGUGCGUAUCUAGAGUGCAUGCGCUAGCUAAGAGAACGCGAUUUGCAUAAACCUGACCUAGGUUCAUGCACACUACAAACCCGCACAACCAGACAUAGAUAACGCGAUAAGCAGGAUUGAUCAAAAUACUCAUCUCUGUUGCAUUAAAUUAACCAUUAUUUAAAAACGUAAACAGCUCGUCAUCCACGUCAUCGCGAAGGCCUUCAACGAGGAUCGGAUGGGAUUAGGCAAUUACAACCAAUGGCCACCAUAGACGGAAGACCAGCGCAAUAUGGUAUGUCCCUUAAGCAAUUGCGCGAGCUCAUGGAGCAUCGUGGCCGAGAAGGUGUAGCAAAGAUAGGAGAAUUUGGUGGUAUUCACGAACUAUGUAAAAAGCUAUACACAUCACCAAAUGAGGGUCUAAGUGGCUCGAAGGCUGACGAAGAGCACAGGCGGGAGACAUUCGGUUCAAAUAUAAUACCACCAAAGCCACCAAAAACUUUUUUGACACUUGUUUGGGAAGCCCUACAGGAUGUAACCCUUAUUAUUUUAGAGGUUGCUGCCUUAGUAUCGCUUGGCCUAUCAUUUUAUAAGCCAGCCGAUGAAGAUGCGCCUUUACUGCAAGAGGAGGAGGAGCAUCAUGGUUGGAUUGAAGGAUUGGCCAUCCUUAUCUCUGUUAUCGUCGUUGUGAUUGUAACAGCCUUUAAUGAUUACUCCAAGGAGAGGCAAUUCCGUGGUCUUCAAAGUCGCAUCGAAGGCGAGCACAAAUUUUCCGUUAUUAGAGGAGGCGAAGUCUGUCAGAUUUCUGUUGGUGACAUCCUCGUUGGUGACAUAGCUCAGAUUAAAUAUGGAGACCUGUUGCCUGCCGACGGCUGCCUUAUUCAAAGCAAUGACUUAAAGGUUGACGAAUCAUCCUUAACUAGCGAAUCUGAUCAUGUUAAAAAGGGUACUGACGUUGAUCCCAUGGUGCUCUCCGGAACACAUGUUAUGGAAGGCAGCGGAAAAAUGAUCGUCACAGCCGUUGGUGUCAACUCUCAGGCUGGAAUUAUAUUUACACUUCUUGGCGCGGCUGUUGAUGAACAGGAAGCGGAAAUUAAAAAAAUGAAAAAAGAAGCUAAAAAGGCCAUCAAGCAAAAGAGUCUGACAGGUGAGAGUGGAAAAGGGAGUCAACCCCCACCCCAAACUCAACAUCAAGCGGUUCAUAGCGAAGGAACUAAGUCAUCGGAAUCGGAGGGCAAUCAUGUCCCCCAAUCAUCAUCCUCAGCCACAGCAGCUGCGCCCGAAACUGGCCAUAAAAAGGAGAAAUCGGUGCUUCAGGCAAAGCUAACCAAAUUGGCAAUACAAAUCGGUUAUGCUGGAUCAACAAUUGCUGUACUCACAGUUAUUAUACUGAUUAUUCAAUUUUGCUUUAAAACUUUUGUAAUUGAUGAGAAGCCGUGGAAGAAUACGUAUGCUAAUAAUCUGGUGAAGCAUUUAAUAAUUGGUGUUACUGUAUUGGUAGUGGCUGUGCCAGAGGGAUUGCCUCUAGCAGUGACGCUUUCACUAGCUUACUCUGUUAAGAAAAUGAUGAAAGAUAAUAACUUGGUUCGUCAUCUGGAUGCCUGUGAAACGAUGGGCAAUGCCACUGCCAUAUGUUCAGAUAAAACUGGAACUUUAACCACAAAUCGAAUGACUGUCGUUCAAUCGUACAUUUGUGAGAAACUGUGCAAAGUAUUGCCAACUUUAAACGAUAUACCGCAGCAUGUGGGAAAUUUGAUAACAAUGGGAAUAUCUGUGAACUCUGCCUACACUUCCAAUAUUAUGGCAGGCAAAAACCCCGGCGACUUGCCCAUUCAAGUUGGCAACAAAACUGAGUGUGCUCUCUUGGGUUUUGUUCAGGCACUCGGUGUUAAGUAUCAAUCGAUUCGUGAUGAGAUUCCGGAGGAUAAGUUCACCCGCGUUUAUACUUUCAAUUCAGUCCGAAAAAGCAUGGGUACGGUUAUCCCGCGACCCAACGGCGGUUAUCGGUUAUAUACCAAAGGAGCAUCGGAGAUUAUUAUGAAAAAAUGCUCUUUUAUCUAUGGCCACGAGGGAACCCUAGAGAAGUUCACUCCCGAUAUGCAGGAGCGUUUAAUUCGUGAAGUGAUCGAACCUAUGGCAUGUGAUGGCCUGCGCACCAUUUCGGUAGCCUAUCGAGACUUUGUACCGGGCAAAGCGGCCGUAAACGAAGUUCACAUCGAUGGUGAACCCAAUUGGGACGAUGAGGUGAACAUAAUGACAAACCUGACUUGCCUCUGUGUGGUUGGCAUUGAAGAUCCAGUACGUCCCGAGGUCCCUGAUGCCAUCAGAAAGUGCCAAAGAGCCGGCAUUACGGUGCGGAUGGUGACGGGUGAUAAUGUAAAUACGGCACGCUCGAUCGCCAUUAAAUGUGGUAUUUUGCGUCCAAACGAUGAUUUCCUCGUACUCGAAGGGAAGGAAUUUAAUCGCCGGAUAAGAGAUAGCAAUGGAGAUAUUCAACAGCAUUUGAUUGAUAAGGUCUGGCCCAGGUUGCGUGUCUUGGCACGUUCAUCGCCCACGGACAAAUAUACUUUGGUGAAAGGAAUCAUUGACAGCACAGUUAGUGAAAAUCGUGAAGUCGUGGCAGUAACUGGCGAUGGUACAAAUGAUGGACCUGCACUGAAAAAAGCCGAUGUUGGCUUUGCAAUGGGCAUCGCCGGCACCGAUGUAGCCAAGGAAGCCUCCGACAUCAUCUUGACUGAUGACAAUUUCAGCAGCAUUGUCAAGGCUGUUAUGUGGGGUCGUAAUGUGUAUGAUUCGAUUGCAAAAUUUCUGCAGUUCCAGUUGACGGUGAAUGUAGUUGCUGUUAUUGUUGUAUUUAUCGGUGCGUGCGCUGUGCAGGAUUCACCACUUAAGGCGGUACAAAUGUUGUGGGUUAAUCUCAUCAUGGAUACAUUAGCCUCUUUGGCCCUUGCCACCGAACCACCAACACCAGAUUUAUUAUUACGCAAGCCUUAUGGUCGCACAAAGCCCUUGAUUUCACGCACAAUGAUGAAGAAUAUAUUGGGUCAGGCUUUGUAUCAGUUGGUCGUCAUAUUUGGCUUGCUUUUUGUGGGUGAUUUAAUACUCGAUAUUGAAUCAGGACGCGGACAAGAACUGAAUGCUGGCCCAACACAACACUUUACUAUUAUCUUUAACACAUUUGUCAUGAUGACAUUGUUCAAUGAGAUAAAUGCCCGAAAAAUUCAUGGUCAGCGAAAUGUUAUUGAAGGACUCUUUACCAAUCCCAUAUUUUGUACGAUCUGGAUAUUCACAAUGAUAUCGCAGGUAUUAAUUAUACAAUAUGGAGAAAUGGCAUUCUCAACCAAGGCUUUGUCGCUGGAUCAAUGGCUAUGGUGUAUAUUCUUUGGCAUUGGCACCCUGGUUUGGGGACAACUUAUAACCUCAGUGCCUACUCGAAAAUUACCUAAAAUAUUAUCAUGGGGGCGUGGACAUCCCGAGGAAUAUACAGAUGCCAUGAAUUUGGGAGAGGAGCGUUUCGAUUCAAUUGAUUCGGAUAAGAAGCCGAGAGCUGGACAGAUUUUAUGGAUUCGUGGCUUAACACGAUUGCAAACUCAAUUGCGUGUGAUUCGCGCUUUUCGCUCGACAUUGGAAGACCUAAACGAACGACGAUCGAUGCACAGCUUGCAUAGCUGCAGCAGCGUACAUCGCCGCAGCUCCCCUCUAUUAACGUGUCUGCUCCAAACUCCUCAACCCUGCCAAGCUUUUUAGAAAUUGCUUACAUUUUGAAACAACAACCGCAAAGCCAUUGUAAUAACACUGAAAACGAAACUCAACAACAAACUGCAAAAUAUACCAAUGGACAGAAUGAGACUCGAAUUUAAAAAAAUAAUUUAAACACUUAUAGAGCUGGGAAACAAACAUCGAGGUAUCGAAAUGUUUUCUUAUUAUUUUAGGUUUAUUCUUCUAUAUUAUUAUUCUAUAUUCUAGUUCAGUUAUUAUUGUUUCUUUUAUUAAAUGUCUUCUCUUUAAAUUUUUAUUUUACUUCUUUUUUUUUUAAGUAUGGCGGUUUUUUAUUUGAUAUUUAUUAACAGAUCAAAUUCAAAAUCUUAAUAAUGAUAGGCAAAAUAUCGCUAUAUCGAUGUUUCUACCAGCUUGAAAUUUACAUUCUUGCUAAAGCGCAAUUGCAUUUUGGAUUUAAACUUAAAUUGUAAUUGACUCCAUAAUUUAAGAAUUCCGUAUAAUACCGAACAAGAGACGACUGAACCAUGACAUUCUGAUAGAACUUGGAAUAUAUCGAUAUAACUAAAAACAGCGAAACAUUUUCCAUCUCUAUUUAAAAAUCCUUAAUAUCCCAAGAGCUCCCAACCGUGGUUUAGUUAAGGCAAUAAUUAAUGAUCCUUGAAAUUAUAAAUUCUUAUAUUCGUAAAACAAAAUUCCAAUCACUUAGCUAAUAAUUACCCGAUUGUACUGGACCUUAUUGAAUACAAUAUUUUCCCCGAAAAUGUAUGCACUUUAGUAUUAAAUAAAGCCUAUUUAUGUGAAAUUAAAAAAAAUGUUAAGCAUGCAAUUAUAAUAAUAUUAACUCUUAAUUUAAAAAUAACAAAAAAAAAAAUAAAUAAAUGUUGAAAAUGUAUUAUGUAGUAUACAUAUGUUACUAACAAAUAUCCAAUUCUAAUUUUUCUUUUAUUAUCUUUUGCUUCAUUUUUGUUUGUUCCUGUGAGUAUGAGAAUGACGUAAAAAUAUAAAUAAACUUUCUAAACAAUUA
This is a messenger RNA of Drosophila kikkawai, 5278 nucleotides long. The record is from RefSeq and is a predicted model, not a curated record. Lineage: Eukaryota; Metazoa; Arthropoda; Insecta; Diptera; Drosophilidae.